ACCCCCAUUUCAAUAGUUGAAAAUUGUCGGGGGAUCGGAACAGCAGAGAAACCUCAGGGUUUCUAUUGAAAUAAAGAAGGACGCCCCAUUAUUUCUGAUUUGAGACAGUGCCGGCAGGAUUUAACAACAUGGUGGUGGUAGCAGCAGGGACCGGGGGAGCCCACAAGGUGCUCCUGAUAUCCGGGAAGCAGACCGGCUCGUCCAGCGGCUCAGCGGCAGGCUUCAGCCGGCCUAUUUCUGUGGUUUUGCCGUCGGCUGCCAACCAGGCUUCGUCAGACUCAGACUCCAAUUCGUCUGCGGGACCACCGCUACGAAAAAGGCAGAGGCUGACACACUUGAGUCCGGAAGAGAAAGCACUUCGCAGGAAGCUCAAGAACAGAGUGGCGGCUCAGACAGCCAGAGACAGGAAAAAGGCCAAAAUGGGGGAGCUGGAGCAGCAAGUCCUGGAGUUGGAGCUGGAGAACCAGAAACUUCAUGUUGAAAACAGACUUCUGCGGGACAAGACCAGCGGCCUUCUGACAGAGAAUGAGGAACUGAGACAGAGACUUGGGUUGGACACGCUCGAGUCAAAAGAGAAGGUUCAGGUGCUGGUGUCCAGUGGGAAUGACGCAGGUUUGGGGAUCGGGUCUUCUGAGUCCGCAGCACUCAGGCUACGUGUGUCCGCAGCAGGUGCAGGCCCAGCAGUUCCUAAAUCUGAAGACUUCCCAAUGGAUACAGAUGGUCCUGACGCUACAGACAAUGAGUCUGAUUUGCUACUGGGCAUUCUGGACAUCCUUGACCCAGAGAUGUUCCUCAAGUCUUGUGAGCAGGAGUGCGAGGAGCCGCAGGUGCUGCUGGUCGGAGGGGGGGACCCACUACCUGCCGCCACACCUGCAGCUCUGGGGGCCCCACCAGUUAAGCUGGAGGCCCUUAAUGAACUGAUCCACUUUGACCACAUCUACACCAAGCCCGUGGAGGAGGUGAGCGACGACGGGCAAUGCAGCAACAUGGAGAGCGGCGCGGAGGUGAAGAUCGAGGAGGCCUUCCCCGUCGCCGAGGUGGUGGUCGAGGCCGAGACGGUCUGCGUCAAGGACGAGCCGGAGGAAGUGGUGAUCCCUGGCUGUGAUAGCCACAGUCGGGUGGAUGACUUCUUCUCAGCAGCCUCUUCUCCCGCCUUCAGCGGCCUGGAUAAGGAAGCCUACCUGGCGGACGCCUACAGCGACUCCGGAUACGAGCGGUCCCCUUCCCCAUUCAGCAACAUGUCGUCCCCCCUGUGCUCAGAGAGCUCAUGGGACGACGUGUUCGCUAAUGAACUCUUCCCCCAGCUUAUCAGUGUCUGAAUCAACAACUUCGCCCCAAAUAAGUUAUCCAUAUAUAUAUCUAUAAUAUUAUACACCUGUUGUGUAGUGUUAAAUAACUACAGAUGGCCACACAAUACUUCAUUCUGAUGUACAAACACCAUUGAACCCUCUCGUGUUUAGGCUGAAGUUAAGCACAUAAUCUCCUUUUUAUUACAGCAGGUCUGUACUGUGGGCGAUGCUGCAUUGACUUGUGGGAGAUGGAGUUCACGAUGGCUUAUUUGGCAUCACUAAUUCCUACAGUGGUUUUAAGAUUGCUAACAAAUCUUUUCACCCGCUGUUCCAAAUGAAAUGUGGGUGGAAUCCAGUAUUUCUGUAAAUCUGUCGAUGGGAGAAUGGGGACUGAUCAUUUAAAUAAGAAAUUUAUUUAUUUGUGUAUUCCGCUUCGGAGUCUUUGUAACGUUUGCAUGUAAAAAGCUUCUAAUUUUGUUGCCGCUCUCCUUGUAGCCUAAUUACUGCAUUAAAAAAAUUUGCAUUGCAUUGCA
This is a messenger RNA of Myripristis murdjan (pinecone soldierfish), 1822 nucleotides long. RefSeq names its product X-box binding protein 1 (gene xbp1). Gene Ontology annotation, biological process: regulation of DNA-templated transcription. Gene Ontology annotation, cellular component: nucleus. Gene Ontology annotation, molecular function: DNA-binding transcription factor activity, RNA polymerase II-specific; RNA polymerase II transcription regulatory region sequence-specific DNA binding. The record is from RefSeq and is a predicted model, not a curated record. NCBI's taxonomy places the organism in Eukaryota, Metazoa, Chordata, Actinopteri, Holocentriformes, Holocentridae.